AUGUGUGCUUACACUGUCACUUGUUCAUUCUGUGUUCUCUUAGGUGUGCAGGCUGUUUGUCAGGGUGCCACUAUCACGCAGGAGCUUCUGAAAGAGGGGUUUCACAGGGACCUGCUUUUGAAGGUAGAGCUUGGUGUAGUGGGUGAGCAUGCAGGAGGAUGCACAGUGGCAGCUAGAACUCAUCUUCCACCAGGAAUCUAUGUGGAUCCCUAUGAGCUGGCAUCACUGCAGCAGCACAAUUUAACAAAGGCGGUGUUAAUUCCUGAUGUUGUUGAUGUGGAGGCUCCCGAGUACUUAGCCACAGACCUCCUAGUUCUGCUGUACCUGGAGCCUGACCCCCGGUGUUCUCACUGCUUUAGAGCUGCCUUGCCCGUGCACGGGCGAUACCACCGGCCGGCAGAAGACAGUGAGGAAGCGUCGGUGGUUCUGAAGAGCCCAGAAGUACUGGUCUGCUGCUGUGACAAUCGCCUACCAGCAGAAUGUUGGAAACCUGCUGAAGUGGAAGCUCCCUGCUCAGGCAAAAACGUCAGCCUCUGUCAGUGGCACAGCAUAACACACAAACCUGCACAUGAGGAAUCCAUUCUGCAGGUUCCAGUGGGGCUCAGGCAACACAGUUCCAUGGUGUGUGCCGUGACUCUUCUUGCCACGGUGCUCUGUUCCAGUCUGAUUCUUGCAGCUGUGUGCAAAUAUGGACACUUCUCUGAGGUGACCUGCUCAGAAUAA
Molecule: messenger RNA, 723 nt
Organism: Nestor notabilis (Kea)
Lineage: Eukaryota; Metazoa; Chordata; Aves; Psittaciformes; Psittacidae
Gene: PIGX
Product: phosphatidylinositol glycan anchor biosynthesis, class X
Exons: 5
Coding region: 1-723 (240 amino acids)
Biological process (GO): GPI anchor biosynthetic process
Cellular component (GO): endoplasmic reticulum membrane
Source: RefSeq, a predicted model, not a curated record